AUGGAGGCCAAACCGUCUGCACCAGGAUACCCACAAGCGCCACCAGCUUACGCAGAAGCUGCUGGUGGUGUGCCACCAGCACCUGGUGUCUACCCACAACCAAUGCCAGGACAGCCAGGACAGGGUCCGAUAUACGUUGUCCAACAGCCCCAGGAGAUCAUCGUCAUUCAGGCGACGGGAAAAAUCGCCCCAUCUUUCGACUCGUACAAUGAGCACUGUCCACAUUGUAAUACCAUGGUCAUGACUCGUGUGGAGCGUUCCAUGGGAUUCUGCUCCUGGACGAUGCUCUUUUUGGGUCUCUUCGUCUUCUUUCCACUUCUCUGCUGCUUCUGCUUGGACGGCUUCAAAGACUCGAGACACGCGUGUCCAAACUGUGGAAACGUUCUCUCUUAUAAGAGAAGAUAA
Caenorhabditis briggsae is the source of this 405-nucleotide messenger RNA. Gene Ontology annotation, molecular function: zinc ion binding. The coding region runs from base 1 to 405 and encodes 134 amino acids. The transcript is spliced from 3 exons. Lineage: Eukaryota; Metazoa; Nematoda; Chromadorea; Rhabditida; Rhabditidae. The record is from RefSeq and is a predicted model, not a curated record.